AUUGGACCUGCUCAACUUUGGAGAGAUCUCCUUUAUUAUUUUUGUUAACUUCAAACUAAGCACUUUCCUCGAUUGGGUCGACUCCGUCAAUAACUCUAGACAGAGAAUUAAAUAUAAGCAGGUGUCUUUUCUGAAACAAUGACCUCGAUCCUCGUUUAACAUUUGCAGGUGCUCGGAAUGCGGAAACAGACUUUAAACUUGACUGCUGACAGACAAAAGGAAAAACCAGACCUCAUCACUCACAUUCAGGCGGAAAGAUUUAAAGGGGCACGGUGAAGUAGGAGCCCACACGACAAAUUACUCCUCACAAUAUAUGGAGAAGAAGGGGGAGCACGUAUUUCCCACCAUUUGAUCUUUGGUUGGUGGGAGCCGAACGAGCAGAGCCAUUGAAAAACAAAUAUAUAAAUCUUGAAAGCCGCAAAUAACCCACCAUUACAGAAUCGCCAUAGCAGCAGAUUGCAGGAAAGGUACAUGGUUAAGGCUUUUCACUGAGAGGGAAAAAAUUGAAAAUUAGGCAGUGUGCAAUUAUUGUGAGGUUUAGUAGGGGUCAUGGAAAGCUUUAGAAGAUAUGGCUUGCCCUUCUCUCUGGCAGGUGCGAUACAGUCACCAAUCUCAUCUUUAUUGGACUUCUCCCGGCGUUCGGAGACAGGCUCGAACUCGGCCAACGGCGGACUCCUUUUCAGGGGUUUCAGCAGGGGAGAUGACGUGGCGGGGAGGGCUGCUGAUGAGGUAGGGGCUGCGGAGGUCUCCAUUAGGAUUUUCAGUUCAGGUGAGGCGGAGGAGCAUGGGAGCGGAAAUGAUUAUGAUUCCCGCGGAGAGCAAGGGUUCGAACCCGCGACCUCUUCUUUGCAGACCAAUGGAAUUGAGACUGCGCUAACCUCGAUGCCAUCUUUAUCUACUGCUGCCGAUGUGGCCGCCAGAAGGGAUAGGAGUGAUGGUGAUAUUAAUGGUGCUAAUAAUACUAGUAGUAAUAAUAAUAACAACACUGGUUCUCAGAGAUAUGAGAUUCAGCAGCUGGCCAGAUGGAUUGAGCAGGUCUUGCCCUUCUCGCUUUUACUCUUCAUCAUCUUCGUUCGCCAACAUCUGCAAGGUUUCUUGAUUUCAUUCUGGAUAACUGCAGUUUUGAUCAAAUUAAAUGAUCUUUUACGGAAGCAAACAGCACUUAAGGGUGAAAGAAAAAUAUUGGUUUUGAUUGGUAUUAUGUCAGUCCUUGUGUUGCAUGUUGCUGGACUUUAUUGGUGGUAUAAGAAUGAUGACCUUUGGUACCCACUUCUUAUGCUUCCCCCAAAGAUCAUACCACCAUUUUGGCAUGCUAUAUUUGUUAUCAUCGUCAAUGAUACGAUGGUGAGGCAAGCUGCCAUGAUCUUAAAAUGUGGUCUCCUUAUCUACUACAAAAGCAAUAGGGGUUGUAAUUACAGGAAGCAGGGGCAGGUCUUGACACUUGUGGAAUAUGUCUUGCUUCUUUACCGUGCAUUGCUUCCAACUCCAGUUUGGUAUCGUUUCUUUCUGAAUAAAGAAUAUGGAAGCCUUUUCUCUUCUCUGACCACAGGAUUGUACCUUACUUUCAAGCUGACAUCAAUUGUGGAAAAGGUGCAGGCAUCUUUUGCAGCACUGAAAGCCUUAUCGCAUAAAGAAGUGCAGUAUGGAUCAUAUGCAACUGCAGAAGAGGUUGUUGCAGCUGGAGAUCUUUGUGCCAUUUGUCAGGAGAAAAUGCAUGCGCCGAUCUUGCUACGUUGUAAGCAUAUGUUUUGUGAUGACUGUGUAUCUGAAUGGUUUGAGAGGGAGAGAACUUGUCCACUGUGUAGAGCCAUUGUGAAGCCAGCUGAGUUGAGAUCCUUCGGUGAUGGCUCUACCUCUCUGCUUUUCCAGCUGUUUUAACUUACUAAUGAAAUAGAAGUUGACAAGCUGCUCACCAAAGAAAAUGUACACAUGAUCUGAAAUGUCAGGACCAACAGUUUUUGUUAGGGCUUCAACAACUAGAACUAUAAAUUCAAUACACCAGAUUAUACUUAAGUUGCACCUGAAAAUUUACCUGCAUUUUGCAAGGCAUCAAGGGUCAGCAAAGCAUUGAAUUUUUCGGGUUCAGUAGACAUACAUUUACUGUAUGAUAUCUCAUGUAGGAGAUAAAAUAAAUUUAGAGUACCUUAGCGUACACAUCAUAUUACAGUCUGUCAUUUACAGAAGGAUCUCCAAUAUGUAAAUAGUUGUUGAACUUGAAAGAAUGCUUCAAGGUGGUAGCAGCUGAUAAGUUCGUCUAGUUUUGAUGCAGUCAACUGCUAUGUUCAAAAUUUCUCGUUGAUUUUGGCAAUGCAAAAUUGCCUGAAUGUUCAUACAAACCUAUAGAUGCUUUGAGCAAAUGCUAAGUUGUGGACGGUACUGUGGACAAGACUCGAAGCUGUAAAAUUGGCUGAUUGUAAUUUGUUAAUGCAUCUAUGUGCUUGGCAUAGAGACGCCCAACAUAUGGGUUAUUUGUAUUAUUUUUUACUUGGAAAAGUUCUACAUGUGUCUGGCUGUAUAUGGAAUUGUCAUUGGCAACAUGGGCCUUGGGUGCUGUAUGGUUGCCAACUUUUUUGUCCUCAGUCCAAACUCCACAACGCACCAUGGACGAUUUAAACUGUGGUUUUACUCGAGCCAAUACUCUACUUUAAUCACUCGUGAAGGCUCAAGGGCUUAUUAUAAUAGUGCUUUUUGAUUGUUGAAUUUCGAGGUCGCAUUUUUUCCAAGGCCUCCGGGUGAAGCCACAAUAUGUUAUGUUUGAUGACAAUUGUUUUACAAAAUCCAUUGUUCUUUCAGAAUGUUUCUGUGCAAAGUAAUGAUAUUAAUCUGCUUUUAUUUGUUAAGA
Messenger RNA from Cryptomeria japonica (Japanese cedar), 2842 nucleotides. RefSeq lists its product as uncharacterized. The record is from RefSeq and is a predicted model, not a curated record. Gene Ontology annotation, molecular function: ubiquitin protein ligase activity. The coding region runs from base 550 to 1878 and encodes 442 amino acids. NCBI's taxonomy places the organism in Eukaryota, Viridiplantae, Streptophyta, Pinopsida, Cupressales, Cupressaceae. The transcript has 8 exons. Gene Ontology annotation, biological process: positive regulation of ERAD pathway.